AUGCCUUGGAUAAUAGUCAGAUAUUCCUCAUACACGAGACAGACAAUAGUCAGAUUACCCAUACACAUCCUGUACUUUGCCUUUGCGCAAGUCGGAUGCUACCCAGACACUCUCCCUUCAGCUCCUGACCGUGCGUUCAUCGGCCGGCCGCGCCCGGCUCCGCCUCUUCAUCCACGCGACCGCGCGCCCGUGGCUGGCGCUACUCACGCUGCUGUUGCGCUCGCCGCCGCAUGCAGUUCCCCUGCUGCCGCUGCGGUGCCCAUGCUUCUGCUGCCUGCUGCUGCGACCACUGCUGCUGGCCAGCAGCGCGGCUUCCCGAUGGAGCAUGGCCCCGCGCUCACACUCGACCUCCUCCUCGCGCGCCCGGCAGCGGCCGGCUGCCUCGCGCCUCCGGCCGCAUCCGCGCUCCGGCCGCCUCGCCUCCCCUCCCGCACGCCCGCUGGGUCCGCUGCCGGCCUCCCGCGCCCGACGGCUUCGCCCGCUGCUGGUUUGCCCGCGUCGCCGCGGCUGCAUCCGGGAGGGCCGGCCCCGUUUGCUGCUCCUGUAGGCGCGUCCGGCUCGCGAUGUUUUCUCCGGCUACUCGGCCGCCCGCGCCGUCUGCGUCGGCUUCUAGGCCGCAUGCCCGCACGCCUGCCCGGCUGCUCGCGCCCGUCAGCCGCCCUCGGCCUCCUCCUGCUCGCCGUCCCCGCCUCCCGGUCGGCUCCGUCGCGCUCUGCGCCUCCACACGCCCGGCCCGGGUCAGCUUCGGGUCUCCAGCGCCGGCUGCCGGCUUCGCCCUGUUCCGCGCGUGCGGCCCGCGCUGCCCGGUGGCCGGCUCCCCGCGCAUCCUGGCCGACUCCUGCGCGUCCGGCCCCCCAGCGUCGCCUCCGCCUGGCCGUGUCGUCCGCACUCGCCCGGCUUCGGCCCCGCGCGCUCGCCUCUCCCGCGCCGGGUCCGGCCUUCGCCCUGCCGGCUGCUGGCCUCCCGCGCCGGGUCCGGCCCCCACGCUCGCAGGCGGCCGGCUUCCGCCUGCUCCCCGGCCUGCCGGCUUCCGCCCGCUCCCCGGCCUGCCGGCUGCUCCACCUGCACCCGCCCUACCGGCGUGAGAAACGACAAGGGCCGGCUGGAAGGAAAGAAAAGAUUUUGCUAGAGAACAAAGCAAAGGGCCGAGUGCUUGAAAAAAAAAACUAG
Molecule: messenger RNA, 1170 nt
Organism: Aegilops tauschii subsp. strangulata
Lineage: Eukaryota; Viridiplantae; Streptophyta; Magnoliopsida; Poales; Poaceae
Source: RefSeq, a predicted model, not a curated record